AUGAAUAGUGACAACAAAAAAGAGAAGUUAAAGGGUCUUAAUCGCCAACGAGGAGCGAUAAAAGCAAAGCUUACAUCAUUUAGAAUAUUCUUAGAAACGUUAGAAGAUCGCGACAGCAUAAAAGAACACGAAAUCAUAAAUUUAGAACACAGACUCGAUAGAAUCAAAGAAAUAAUUAUCGACUACGAUGCAUGUCAAGGCGAAAUUGAACAGUUAACGGAAGAAGACACGAUAGAAGAGUGUUUUACGCAAAGAGCCGACUUCGAGGCGAAUUUCUAUCAAUGGACAGCCAAAGCACAAAAACGUCUCAACGACUUAAAACCCGAGAUAGAUAGAGCGGAAUCGGAACAAGCAACACGAAAUCCAACAACAUCACAUCGCAAGGUCAAACUUCCUCAGCUAAAACUCCCACAAUUUGACGGAUCGUACGAUAAAUGGCCUAAAUUUCACGACAUGUUCAAAUCGCUCAUUCACACAGACAAACAGAUAGACACAAUCGCAAAGUUUCAAUAUCUACAAGGAUCUCUUUCAGGUGAAGCGUUGACAGUACUCGACGAGCUCGACGUAUCAGAGGCCAAUUACGAAGCAGCAUGGGAACUAUUGGUCGCGAGGUAUCAAAAUAAAGGUCUAAUGAUACACAAACACAUUGAGGGAAUAGUCGAAUAUCCAAAAUUGGCGAAGGAAAAUCAUGAGUAUUUGCGAAAAUUGGUAGACGUUAUGCGAGGGCAUAUGCGCGCAUUAACGACAUUAGAACAACCUGUAGAAACAUGGGAUAGCCUAUUAAUAUAUUUAAUUUCAAGCAAGCUCGCUACAACUUCCAAGAACGAAUGGGAGAAGGAAAUAAUAGAGGAGCAAGACGAGUUACCCAGCAUACAAAGUUUCUUCAAUUUCUUAGAAAAACGUUGUCAAUUGUUAGAGAAGACAGACAAACAUACAAAGAGCUCAGGUGAAUCACAAACGGCGCGAACGGCGAACAAGCACAAGAACAACCCAACGGCGCUCGCCCACGCUAGCGUGACAAAAGGGAACUGCAUACUAUGCGGGGAAACGCACGCAUUGUUUGCGUGCAAAUCCUUUCUAGAAAUGCCAAUAAGCACACGAAUAGAACAAGUAAAGACGAAGAAAGCAUGUCUAAAUUGUCUGAGGCCGGGUCACAUAGCGAUCAAUUGUAGGUCACAAAAAUGUCGCAAAUGUGGAAAGUCACACAACACACUAUUGCAUCUAGGAGAAGUUAACAGUAGUGAAAAGGUAAACGGGGAAGAAAAAUUAAUUCCUCGAAAACAAGCAACCGGCGAUGAAAAAAGAGAAAUUGUAUCAACGCACGUGGCAAACAAGGAACCGAUACAUCGUAUUGCCCACUGCAAUAGUGGAGAUCGUUCACAAUCCAAUUUCAUGACGGCCAACCUGUGUAACAAAUUAGGGCUUCGCACUACAAAGGCAGACAUAUCGGUGUCCGGAAUAAAUCAAAUCGAAACAAAAAUCUUAGAAACAGCAAGAACAAGAAUCAAAUCCAUGCACGGUGACUUUGAAGAGGAAUUGAUAUUCAUGGUAGUCCCCAAAAUUACUGCACGGCUGCCUAACGAACCAUUGAUAUUUCAAGGAGAGAACAUACCUUCAAAUAUCUCUCUCGCAGAUCCCGAGUUUUACAAACCCAAGAGGAUCGAUUUAUUGAUAGGAGUCGAUUUGUUUUGGGACGUAAUCAGCUGUGAGCCAUCAGAAUACCCAUACUUACGCAAAACAAAAUUGGGAUACAUAAUUGCCGGGAAACUACCAUCGAAAAAAGACGCGGGAAGGUAUGUGGACACACUAUGUCACCUGAUCACUAACGACGGCGAACUAUCGCAUGAUCUACAACGAUUUUGGGAAAUAGAAGAGCUUCCUUUGAAGCAUAGUUACUCUUCGGAAGAACAGGCGUGUGAAGAACAUUUCACAAAGACCACUAAACGAGACACAGACGGCAGAUUCAUCGUCAGCAUACCGUUCAAGGCAACUCCGGACGAAUUGGGCGAUUCCCGUGGAAUAGCAGAACGACGACUCAAAUCGUUGGAACGAAGACUACAGAAGAACAAAAGAAUGCGAGAACAAUACACAGCGUUUUUACGCAGAUAUGAAGAGCUCGGGCAUAUGACCAGGGUAGCACAUGACGAUCACGCAAGUCCCGUUUGUUAUUUAUCACAUCACGGCGUAAUGAAAGAAAGCAGUCUCACUACAAAGUUGCGAGUCGUUUUUAACGCCUCCGCUCCGACAUCCACUGGCGUGUCCAUUAACGAUUUGCAAAUGGUCGGACCCACUAUUCAACAAGAGCUAUUAACCAUACUUUUGAGUUUCAGACAACAUCCAUACGUCGUGGAUGCUGAUAUAGCAAUGAUGUAUCGACAAGUUAACAUCGAGCCAACACAAAGAUCACUACAGCAAAUUCUCUGGAGGGAAGACCCUGGAGAUCCUAUCGUCGAGUAUCAACUCAACACCAUCACGUAUGGAAUGUCUUCUGGGGAGUGCAUUUCUAGCCAUCCGAUGCCUAUUCAGCCUAGCCGAGGAGUAUCAAGAGACAUUUCCUGA
Messenger RNA from Trachymyrmex cornetzi, 2559 nucleotides. RefSeq lists its product as uncharacterized. Gene Ontology annotation, molecular function: zinc ion binding; nucleic acid binding. Lineage: Eukaryota; Metazoa; Arthropoda; Insecta; Hymenoptera; Formicidae. The transcript has 2 exons. The record is from RefSeq and is a predicted model, not a curated record. The coding region runs from base 1 to 2559 and encodes 852 amino acids.